GCCGGGUAUUGAAGAUGAAUCUGUGAAACAGCAUCUGUGAUUUGCCAAAGUCUUCACGGCAAACUCUGGAGGGAGCUAUCUCUUCAACUCGACAUAGUUGGUUCGCGUCGUAUCAAAGCAGCAAGGCUUUGCCGCCAGUCUUCUCAAAGCUAACUUUUGGAUGCAUUUUCAGACCCAACGCGUCAGCAAGCUCUUCUUAGUCUCUUUUAUCUUGGAUUGCCUCAUUUGGGCAAAUCAAAGGUGGUCUCAAAUACCGGCUUGCUUGGUCAUCGCAAUCUGUUGGAUGCACAAGCAACAUUCUUGGAUGCUUGCACGAUAAAGUAUGCUAUCUUAGCACCAAUGAGUUUACGGCUGACUUGGAACGAAGCUUGAGGUUGCCUGUGUCUACCAUUCCUUUUUCACAGCUAGGCAAACACAGAGAGGAAUCCGAAAGUCUGUUUUCAGAACUGCACUGCAAAACAGAGGUCGAGGUCGGUACUGAAGUCCCUUCUACUAGUUCAAUCUACAACUUAAGAGGUCAAAACCAUCGUUGACAUGGUCAAGAUCUCAGGUCUUUGGAGAGAAAGAGAAGACACCUGUCUCUUUGAAGGUGUAAGGUCGUGAGUUGAAGAAUCCAACGAAACGUGGAGGUCCCAGGAGGCAUAGCAUUGAGACCUUUAUUUUGUCGUCAAUGUGUUUGUUUGGGCCUACUUCUUCUUGUGCAAAUGAAAAAAAAUCAGAAGACGUUGUGGACUUAGACGACUUCUUGUUUAUUUUGCCUGUCAUUGGACAAUUACUACGCAUAAACGUUUUUACCUGAGCGAAAAGAGUUCCUACUUCUUCCUGGGAAGGUCGCCACAAUUUACCAGAUGGAACUCUGCUGGUCCAACAGUUCUGGCUGGCCACAACACAGGCAAAUCAGACCUCGUAGCAAUUGAGUGAAGCAUCUUGCAUAUGCAGCGUUUCUUCAGGAACAUUCUUGUGCACUUGCAGUUGCACAUCAGCUAUAAGCGCCCAUUAUGUGACACUUGGGACACCCAACAUGUCACUUUGAUUGGCCUGCAGCUAUUUAAAGAAGCACAUCUUGGGUUGCGGCAUCAAUACUUCAGUUUAUCUCCCCGAAUUAGUUUGACAAUCUUUCCGUAGAUCCGAACGAGCUUCACUGCGACGCUUGAAUGCACGUGGUCCCCAGUGGCAAGCUAUCCAAGUAGCAUGGCAAAGGCCUGGUACCAAAUGGAAAGCCUUUCUUGGAACACAAAGUCACAUGCUAACUCUUGCUUGUUUGACACGGGUGCCAUAGUCCAUCAAAGUCGGGAGAUUCAGCUCAAGGCUCAAGGCAGUUUUCUCGGCUUGGAGGUUCAUGCCCACGGAAAGGGUGCAGAAGUCCGGGGCAAGACCUCCUCAAUCACAACCAUCGAACCAUCCUCAUCCAUCACAGAUGACUGUGCGGUGCACUCACCAUACUUGAGAAAGACCUCACUGGGUGGCUACUAUGGCACAAAGAUGAGGUACUAAGUCUGAUCAGUCCACUGGUGGCAGUGUUGCUUGAUAGCUGGGAAUCAGCCUGGCAGAUGAUCGGUUCACUCGAAUCAAUGCCAGGCUGAGGGUGCCAAGCUCAGUAAGGUCGCACCUUGAAGGCGGCCACUCUCCUGAGCAUGGCGAGCUGCUUCCCAACCUUUGUCACUUGCACCCGAAAUCGAGCUGCUUGGAGCCACCCGAUGCCACCCGCACACGAACACCAGUGGUCAGCGCUCUUUUUGACCUGCAGCACCCUCAGCCAUCGAACCUCAGACAUCAACCUGCAGCACAAACCAUCCACACGCCCAUUCUUUGAUGGGCCUUCCUUGCAGCUCCCAUUGCGGGGGGGUGGUGGUCGUCCUGGUGGUCUCAGCAUCGUCAUGUCCAGCGAUGCACGCGUUGUGAUCCGUGAGGAAGGCCGUCGAGAGUCUCGAGAGACUGUGGAGGUUGGUAUUCCCGUCGACAUCACUCAGGGUGCUGCAGUGAACUUCAUUCCUGCUGAACGAAGAACGAGCUGGAAAGUGGUGGAAAAGCAUCUUCCCAGUUGGUUGUGGGGCGACAAGUCCUGCAAAGAAUCCAACAGGAGGAUCUGAGUUUGGGCCUCUGUGUACAUUUCGUGUACCACCUCUUUGACCAGCUGAUGGUUCGUAGCGGGAGCUGGGGCACUUUUCUGCGCAGAAGGCCUUUGGCUCUGGGGCUUGGGCAAAGCUCAGUAGUAUCUGAGCAUGUUGUGUGUGAGCCAGGCCAUUGUGGCACCGUUGCAACUAGUGGUUUUCUAACUGGACACUUCACCCUGCAAAUGUUUGCAUUUUCUGUUCGGAAGCAAGACUUCCGAGGCAGGCUGGAAAUCUUACCAUUGCCUGGAGCAAGAGCUCUGAACACUCCGCACUGCAUGGACUUGUGAGUUGCAUAUCGAGCAAAACGGGAAACAAACUCAAGUGCCAGUCCAAGUCCAAACAGGACAAUGCGCGUGGUCUCCUGAAAACAACAUAGUUCGGGCUGCUUGGUUGGUCACUGGCUUGCAUGGUUGGUCCUCUGAUCCAUGGUUGGUCCACCGACGCUCAAACGGGCAGUCGAGGUCUUUUCGAGAAUCCUGCACCCGCCACAAGAGUGCUUCUUCCGGAUGUGGCUCAAAAGCCCACCCAGCUUUCCUAUGUGAGAUCCUUUAGGAUUAUGAAACCUUUUUCUCAAAUAGGCUGCUAGGUGGUCAGGGAGACUUCCAAUUAGCGAGAUCUGCAAGUCAAACUAGGUGCGGACGCACCAACGGAGUUUGGGUGAGCCCAGGGCGAGGUAGCCAGAUGGAGAGCUCCUGCUGUCAAGCUCCGUCAUCCGCAUGCGGGAUGACCCCAAGGAGACAACCUCCAGGGCAGGCCUUCCUGUGUCCGGCUCCUUGCCAAGAGGCGAUUUCUGGACCAGGAAAUGAUUGAAUGCCACAAAUAUCCUCGAAGUCAGACUCUGGAAACCUGUAGACAGGUUUGGCUUUCUUAUCGUGUCAGGCCACCUUAUGGAGCUGCUGAGUCAGCGGUGACCGCAGUCUGUGCGGCCUUUCAGAAGAGGCUCAGCAGUGAGGCCUUCAAUGUGGCCAUCACCCAUUGGUCUGAACAGGGCAAAUAAAUCUUCCGCAUGCAGUGGUCACGUGGCUGUGUCCCAGUUCGGAUGCGAGCAGGAUAGGAUGAAAGCCCGAGUGGGAGCCCCCGCAUUUUGAGACGCUCGAAUCUUUUCUGGAAAGGAGCACGCGCAAAGAAUGUACAAGGGUUGUCUCGCAUUGCACCAAUCCACUCCUGGCUUGAUCCAUUCUGGUACGGAGACCGGAAAUCUCGCUCUGAAAUCAAGCUUUGCUCAGAUCCAGUGCCUAGUCGGGUGGAAGGAUGCCAGCUCCAUGACGCGGCAGCUCUGGCUGCCUCUCUCAGGUUGGCAAGAUUUUUCCCCUGAAAAAUUGAAAACGAUGUUGUAGAGCUCUUUCAUCUCCAGUACUUCUAAAGAUUUCAACAGGCUGUGUUAGGUGCACAGUUAGGCUAUCGUCAUUGCAGCACGUGUUCGACUGACAAUCUUGGGAAGUCUUUCCUUUGCCGUUCAAGUAGGAAGUUGAGUCUUUGUCAAAUUGGGGCAGCUCUGCAGAAGCGUCACCCUAAUACUGCGUCAACCGAACAUUUCCACAGCGCAAAGCUCUUUGUGAGCACUUGCUGCUCGACAGCACCCCUGCUUGGACAACUGCGCAAAGAAAGUUGUUUGCUCACACUUGAGAAAAUCAUGGCUGAAACAAACAGGCAAAAUGCCUGUCGCUUUGGGUUGGAUUCUGCAUCUAUGCAGGUGUGUGAUGUUGGGACAGUGAUGCAGGGCCUGUCAAUGUCUGUCUGGAAUUUCGUGAAUGCCACAAAUCCUUGAACCCCUGGACUCUGGAAACCCGUAGCAUGUACAAAAGACAGUAGUAUGCUAUGCUGCAUCCUCAAAGCAGGGCGGAAAAUCUUUGCCUUCCACGCAAAAUUAGAGAAAGGGGGUCCGGUUGCCGAGAUUUAGAUGAGAUGGGACCAUCUGUUGCUCUUGAAUAGCAACACGCAUGUCUGGCCUUUUCAUGUGGUGUCGCUAGGAGCUCUGUAUCUAGGCCGGUGAGAUAGGCCAUGUCAAAUAGUGUUGGUCGUCAACUUGGACCCUUUUGCCGAACUGCACCGCAGGGAAAUGUCCUUUUGCAGGUCAAAUGUUUCUUUUUAGACAAAGUGCUUGAUGUCUGAAAUAUUCCACACUCGAGAUACCGCACUUUGAUCUCUUUGGCACUAUCAAUUCGUACCUUUUCCCCUCCUUUCGAUGACUGCUGACUGAUCAGCAUGAGAAGGCUCUCACACGGUGUCACCUCAUAGGCCUAAAGGUGAAGUCGGAGAUCCGCUUGCUGCUUUUGGGAGCCCUGUCGCUGGCCCGGCAGGUCUGUCGCUGGCCAUUGUUUCUUCAGCAAGUGUUGCUUGGAGCCCUCCUCAGUGCUGGAAACUGCUGCAUCUGUGUUGGCAGUCCGGCGUUCAUCAAGCUCUAGCUGGGAAAUCUCCGUAGCGAAGGCAUUUUGGCAGCAAACCUCUAGUUAGCCUUG
Molecule: messenger RNA, 4573 nt
Organism: Durusdinium trenchii
Lineage: Eukaryota; Dinophyceae; Suessiales; Symbiodiniaceae
Source: the annotation of a GenBank genome assembly